Cimex lectularius (bed bug) is the source of this 614-nucleotide messenger RNA. It is a transcript of the gene RpL24, whose product is annotated as 60S ribosomal protein L24. The transcript is spliced from 6 exons. Lineage: Eukaryota; Metazoa; Arthropoda; Insecta; Hemiptera; Cimicidae. Gene Ontology annotation, biological process: cytoplasmic translation. Gene Ontology annotation, cellular component: cytosolic large ribosomal subunit. Gene Ontology annotation, molecular function: mRNA binding; structural constituent of ribosome. The record is from RefSeq and is a predicted model, not a curated record. The coding region runs from base 106 to 573 and encodes 155 amino acids.
AUGUCAGCAGUGAGUUCCGAUAUGAAAUCCCUCUGGAAACCUGCCUAGCCUCUAACCAACUGGCAACCGCACAGUCAGUCUUUUCUGUCCGCGUAUCUAUUUACAAUGAAGAUCGGCCUCUGCUCGUACAGCGGGUACAAAAUCUACCCCGGACAUGGCAAGACCAUGGUCAAGUCCGACGGAAAGACAUUCACAUUUCUUAAUGCUAAGUGUGAAUCUUCCCACUUAAUGAAGAGGAAUCCAAGGAAUGUCACUUGGACAGUCCUCUACAGGCGUAAGCACAAAAAGGGCCAGGAGGAAGAACAGUCUAAGAAGAGGACGAGGAGAACGCAGAAGUUCCAGAGAGCCAUUGUUGGUGCAUCCCUCACAGACAUUCUUGCCAAAAGGAACAUGAAACCCGAGGUCAGGAAGGCGCAGAGAGAUCAAGCCAUCAAGGCUGCCAAAGAACAAAAGAGGGCGACCAAAGCGGCCAAAAAACCUGAAAAGGUUGCCCCUAAAGUCAAGGCACCUCCUAAAGCCAAGGUAUCUAAGGUACAACAAAAAUCUGCACCUAGAGUCGGAGGAAAACGAUGAUUUGUAAUAAUGUUAACUUAAAUACAUCUGUUUCAAAUAUA